AUGUUUACAUUCGUUCUUUGGUUAGCCGUCGUUUCACACGCGGCGGCGCUUUCGAGAGGGUGUAAUACAAGAGCUGAUAUAGCGCUUGUGAUAGACUCAUCAGACACAGUAGGACAAAUUGACUUUAACAAACAAAUAGAUUUUCUGAAGGAUGUGACAAACAAAUUAAAUGUGGGACGAGAUCAAGUUCAUGUUAGUGCAUUGACGUUCAGCUCCGGAGUUCACAACGGGUUCUACCUCAAGGAUCACGUGGCCAAGAGCGAUGUUCUGCACGCGCUCUCUAGUAUUCAGUAUAUCCCUGGUAACGCCGAUACUGCUGAUGCCAUUAAGUUUAUGUCACAGCAAAGCUUCAGUCCGGAACAUGGAGUCCGGGGAGAUGUGCCACACAUUGCUGUUCUUCUGACGGACGGGCCCUCUACCACAAAAGCUAUUACUAAACUACAGGCCCAAACUGCGAAGGACAACAACGCCAUCAUAUAUACGGUUGGCGUGGGAAGCGGCGUAGAUGUUGACGAACUGACGUCCGUGUCCAGCAAUCCAGACCUCAGAUACUCCAUGUUUGCCGAUAACUACGACACUCUCAGGAGCUUGUCGGAUAUGCUCGCAACCAAAAUCUGUAAUGAGCUACCACCGGACACAUCGACUCUCCCAGUUCCAACAGGUUGUCUUCACAAGGCAGACGUAGUCUUCAUGGUAGAUUCCUCUACAAGUGUGGGAAGCGAAGACUUCCAGAAAACUCAAAACUUCUUGAAGAACAUCAUUACAAACAUGGAUGUUGGCCACGACAAGGUGCAGGUCGGUGUCAUGCAAUACAGCAGCUACCCAACCAUGGGCUUCCCUCUCAUACUAUAUAAUAAAACCGGCGAUGUCCUGCAUGCUGUGGAGAAUCUGCACAUGAUCAGUGGAGGAACAAACACAGCCGAUGCGAUCAAAUUCACCACAGACGAAAUGUUUUCUGCCACAAGUGGAGCCAGAAGCAACGUUUCUAGAAUUGCCAUUUUACUUACCAACGGCGGUACUGUGAACAGUCACGCUGCUAUCAAUGCUGCAGAUGUGGCGAGACAAGCAGGGAUUGGAGUAAACGUUGUGAGCAUCGGAAACAACACCAACCAACAAGAGAUUAAUGCCAUUGCCAACCAGCCAGCUGAAAAUCACGUUGUGAUUGUUAGCAACUUCGACCAACUUGAACAAAAAGCAGCCCAGAUCCUUAACCAGGCAUGUAACGUCACAAACACGUUCAACUUUGCUGCCUCUGCUGCCGUAACUUGUGCUGACAAAAUCCCAAACUGCAGGGAAUAUGGAAGUAGCGUGUGUAGAGACUAUCCAACCUGGGCCGAAACCAACUGUAAAAAUACAUGCGGACGUUGUGCAUAUCAGUAUACCAUAAAUUUCCCAACAUGCACCAACAAACUAACCAAUUGUGACAGUUAUGGCAAAGCUAUAUGUACCUCCCACGAAAGCUGGUCACGUGACAACUGUUCACUGUACUGUGGCUUCUGCGGUGCUGUAGGCAGCUCCAAUGGAUUCUAUGGAAUGUGUAACUACAAGGGAAAGCGAUACCAGACUGGGGAGAAAUGGGUUGAUGGAUGUGAUUAUGAAUGUGUAUGCAAUGAUGGAAGCAAAGGCACCUAUAAGUGCUACAACAGAUGCCCCUUGUAUUACAAUCUGCCGUCUAUGUGUACCUUGGUGAAGAAGGAGGGCGGGUGCUGUUUACAACCGGUGUGCAACUUUAAUCCAUCAAUCACCCGAUUCAACAACACAGCUAUGGCAACCACGGCUUCUGGAAUACCUGUGUGCAGUUACAAAUCUAAGCUGUAUUUCCAAGGACAGACUUGGAAGGACUCCUGCCAGUAUCAAUGUACUUGUACAGAUGCCUCUAAGGGACUCUACACUUGUGAACAAUUGUGCCCCACCUAUCCAAUCCUCCCUGCCGGUUGUCACUUACAUCAAGCCCCUGGUUCCUGUUGCCAAACCCCACGAUGUGAAUUUAAUCAACAACAGGGUAGCUACACAGGCUAUGGUUUCACCAGUGGCAAUGGAACAGCUCAAAAUGUGGAUCCACCUCAGCCCUGUGUAGAUGCUGCCACCAACUGUAAAGUUUACGGGAAAUCUGUGUGCAAAACCUAUGCACAAUGGUCCUCUGACAACUGUCGAAAGUACUGUGGCAUAUGUCAAAACUUGGUCGUUAAACCUGCUGCUGGAGACGUGUGCAUAUACAUGGGUAAGACUUACCAGCAGGGACAGACCUGGGAGCCAGAUUGUAGCACAAGGUGUACCUGUGAGAACGCCCAUUACGGCUACUACAGAUGCAACGAGGCAUGCCCGCAUUAUAAUAACCUACCGGCUGUUUGCAAUACAGUGAAGAGAGAGGGAUGUUGCCCUGUUGUUGAAUGUCAGACUGGAGUUUUCUAUACAUCCAGUCAAAACAUUGACUCCAUUGGAAACGGAGGACUGAUUACAGUUCAGCAUCCUCCCGCUAACCACAUCCAGAAUCCACCUUAUGGGCAAACCCAGAUAGGAUCCGGAGGAACUGGAUUCAUGGCCCCUACACUGAGAGGUUGUCUGUACAAUGGUCAGAUUUAUGGACAUGGACAAAUGUGGGAUGAUGGUUGUAAGUACACCUGCACUUGUAUGAACGAUGUCACUGGUGACUACAGAUGUCGUGAAAAAUGUCCAUCCUACCCAAAUAUGACAUCGACGUGUGUUAUGAUCACAGACACUAAUGACCCAUGCUGCAAGGUCCCUAAAUGUGGAUUUGAUGUUGCUACUGGUCAAAUCCCCAUACCAGUGCCUUCUUAUAAUCAGACAUCCAUUGCAGUUGGAAUUGUAAAGCCUCCAACCCCUACCGUAUAUCCAACUCUUUCCCAAAAUACAUCUUGGGUAAUUUUAAACACAACUGGAGGACAACCUGUUGCACCAACUGCCCCAGCAAAUGUCAAACAAGGUUUCUGUAUCUACAAAGGCCAGCGUUAUAGUGCGGGAGAGACCUGGGAUGACGGCUGUGACUACAACUGUGUAUGUGAUGAUGGCUUACUGGGACACUACAGAUGUAUAAGCAAAUGCCGAACAUUUGACUACGUCCCACGGCCACAAUGUAGACUUAAACAGGAUCCCAAUAACCCUUGCUGUCAAAUCCCUGAGUGUAUAUUGAACCUCCACAACCCAGAAAUUGAGGGCCAGAGAACGACACCACGUGUGCAAGGAAAUUAUUGUAUGUACAAUGGCAAGCAGUACCAGCAAGGACAAUCCUGGUAUGAUGGUUGCAGCUACAAGUGUACGUGUGAGGACGCUGGAAAAGGAAUCUACAGAUGUCUUAGCAGAUGUCCUGAAAUCUUGAAUGCAGAACCAGGCUGUAACUACAUCACAGAUCCCCGUGACCCUACUUGCUGCAGAGUUCCUGACUGUACCCCUGUCAAUAUAACCAACCCUCACCCUAUUCCUCCAAAGACCUAUCAAGGACAAAUUGUGGGAACAUCUGGCAAAUGUGUAUACAAAGGAAGUGAGUAUCGGGCUGGAGAAAGCUGGGAAGAUGGCUGCGACUUAACUUGUAUCUGUACAGAUGUCCUCAGGGGACACUAUGAGUGUGUGGACAGAUGCCCUGUGUACACCAACUUGCCAGACACUUGUCGAAUGGUCAAUGAUUUCACUAACCCCUGCUGUAAAAAGCCUGAAUGUAACAUCCCAGGUCAACUCGGAGGAACGGAUGGUUCUAAAUCGACCACAACAAAUCCUGUUCUCCCACAAACGCUCCCGCCAAAACAACAGUAUUGCGUGUACAAAAGUGCACAGUAUCUACAGGCACAAGUCUGGGAGGAUGGAUGUAACUACAAGUGUCGUUGCGAUGACUCCAGUCGUGGGAUCUACACAUGCAACCAGAGAUGUCCAACAUUCUCAAGUUUGACCCCAGGAUGCACAUUGAAGACUGACCCAAAGGACUCGUGCUGUUUAGUUGAAGUUUGUCCACAGCCUACACCAGGCCCUCAUCAAACUACACCAGUACCGACCAUUCUGCCAAAGCCUUUCACAGGAAGGGUAAACCUGCCCAUACCAAGUCCAGUUACUGGACACGAAAAACCUGCACCAAAACCAAUUGGUUUCUGUAUAUACAAGAGUGUCAUCUACACUCAAGGACAGAAAUGGAGUGAUGGAUGUGACUACAUUUGUGAAUGUUAUGAUGCUGAUAACGGAAAAUACAGAUGCACUCCCAAAUGUCCUUCCUACAUUGACUUGCCAACAGUUUGCAGAUUUCAUAAAGAUCCUGCCAACCCUUGUUGUGAUAUUGUGGAGUGUGCCGAGCUAACAACUACUCCUACUCAAACCACACAGCCUGGUCCAUCAAACCAGGCUCCGAAUGAAAAUCCAAAUCCGCAGACGACCACCAACAUCACACCGACUGCAACUCCACAAUCUAGAUGUACGUGUGAAUACAAGGGACAGCAGUAUAUACAGGGUCAGCAGUGGUUUGAUGGUUGUGACUUCUCCUGUGUUUGUGAAGACUGUGUUACCGGUGUGUACAGGUGCAACCAAAGGUGUCCAAGUUUUCAAACUCCACAUGCAGAAUGCAGUCUAGUUGCGGAUCCCAAAGAUCCACUUUGUUGUAAGAUUCCAGAGUGUCCCACAGCUGGGAAUUAUAACACUGCUCCACCUUUGGUCAUUCAAGGAGGAAAAGCAACCCGAAAUCCCACUAUCACUCUGACACCUACUGCUCUGCCACCUACACCUAUCACAGAUCAUGUCUAUACCGAAAAACCAUACAUGUUUUUCACUACCCGUCAGCCAACUCCACAAACACCACCAGUUUACAUCCUCAACACCUGUAUUUACAAAGGCAAAUCAUACACACAAGGACAAAGAUGGCAAGAUGGCUGUGACUACGAUUGUGUGUGUAAAGAUCAAAUGACCGGUGUCUACAAAUGUACUGAAAAAUGCCCAAGAAUUACAAAUCUGAACCCAGGCUGUCAGCUAGUCCAAGACAUCAACGAGCCUUGUUGUAAGAAAGCAUUCUGUCCCCCGAAUGUUUCACCAAUUGUGAUCAAGCCACCAACACCAACGACCCUCAAUGGGCGACCAGCUGUCUGCACGUACAAGGGUAUGGAUUUCAAACAAGGUGAAACUUGGAAGGAUGGCUGUGACUUGGUUUGCAUCUGUGAGAAUGGAACCACGGGGUUCUACAGAUGCGACGACAGAUGUGCGGUGUACCAGCUCCCUAAUGGAUGCGUCAUGAAAACAGAUCCUGCUGAUUCAUGCUGCAAGAAACCAGUUUGCCAACCGGAACUGAUGAUAGCACCAACAGUAUCCCCUACUCCCAGACCCAAACCCUGGGUGGUCCCUAGCCCCACUCCAUCCCCUACCCCAUAUACCCUACCAAUGCCUACUGGUGUGAACUAUGGGUCUGGACCAAAUGGAGGACGUGGGUGCUUGUACAAAGGAGUGUCUUACAAUGUUGGACAGACGUGGAAGGAUGGUUGCUUCUACACAUGCGAAUGCUUGGAUAUGCAGACUGGCAGAUAUAGAUGCAAAGAUAGAUGCCCAGCUCUCGAUGGAGUGGCACCUCCUCCUACCUGCCAGAUUGUCUCAGACCCAUCUGACUUUUGUUGUAAGAUGUUGCAAUGCCAGUAUUCCACGCCUGUCCCUACUCCAACAUUCAACAUUACCACUGGAACUCGUCCAUCAAUCCCAGGCACCAAUACUACUGGUAAGACCUCAGUAUCAUAUUCAUCGCAGACCACACCAGAAUAUACAAUUAGGCCAACAUCCAAAAAUGCUUGUGUCAUGAAUGGAGUGACCUACACUCCAGGGCAGACAUGGUAUGAUGGCUGCACGAGAUUAUGUGUGUGUGAAGAUGGAAGGACAGGAUAUUACAGAUGCAGACAAAGAUGUAAUACAUACGACAGCUUGCCGUCAUCAUGUACAUUAGUUCCGGAUCCCAAGGAUCCCUCAUGUUGCCAGAUACCACUAUGUGCCAUCCCAACCCCUGGUUUUAACCAGUCUGUUACUAUCAAAGGGCAGUCUGGGUCCUUUACAGGAUUUGGAAUUGCUGAAACACUGCCUCCUACUCCUUUCUUACCAAAUCAACAGUCAACUGGGCUACCCCAACCAAGCACUACUAAAUCAAAUGUUUGCGGUUUUAAUGGUUUGGCCUACAAGACAGGGGAAAGGUGGCAAGAUGGAUGCAAGUACACCUGUGUGUGUGAGGAUGGAAACAUGGGGCGAUACAAAUGCACUGAAAGGUGUCCUGCUGUUCCGCGACUGUCACCUGGCUGUACCCUACAGACAGAUCCCAGUGACUACUGCUGUGAGGUCGCAGUGUGUCGUCAGACAACUACUCCUCUCCCUGGACGGUUAACAUCACCUCCCACCAAACCACAAACUUUCUGUGUGUACAACGGUGCCCCGUACACCCAGGGACAAACUUGGCAGGAUGGCUGUUCUACAACUUGUCGAUGUGAUGAUGCUGACAACAAUCUUUACAACUGCUUUGAUAGAUGUCCGCAUUAUCCUGACUUGCCAGCUGGAUGCAUUAAGACCGCUGACCCCAAUGACCCAUGUUGUCUCGUUCCUGUAUGUAAUACUCCCAAACCUACCACUUACAACCCACUGUACCCAACAACCACAGCCAAUCCAAACCGACCCACCACACCCUACAAUCCAUACGUUACACCACUGCCUAAAGGCGAGAUCGUGGGAUACAAUCCCAUCACACAGAAUACGUACAAUAUAUCACCCAAACCAACAUACUGUGUGUACAAAGGGAAAAAAUACACCAAUAACCAGACAUGGCAGGAUGGUUGUGAUUACAACUGUGAAUGUAUUGACCAAGCAACCGGACGUUACAGAUGUACUGAGAGAUGCCCAACUUUCCCAGUGCAAUCAAACUGUUUUAUGGUACCAAGCCAGACCGACGACUGCUGCCGAGUGCAAUAUUGUCCACCUCCAACACCUGGCACCACUCUAGUACCAAACCCAGAGCAGUCCACCACAGUUCCACUGAUACCCAUACCUCAGCCGAGCGAGAUCUGUAUAUACGAUGGUAAAAGGUAUACCCAAGGGCAGGCCUGGUAUGACGGAUGUGAUCAGAAAUGUGUCUGUGAUAAUGGAAAAACAGGCCACUACACAUGCAUCCCAAGAUGUCUUCAGUAUCAAGCUGGCUCUCAGUGCAUUAUGGUGCCUGAUCCCCAGGAUCCUUCCUGUUGCAUGGUGCCUCAGUGCCCUCAGAGUAACACUGUUUACCCAGUUAUCGUAGGAAUACAGACACCAACCACUCCAACCAUUGCCCUGACGACACCUAUCAAGACCGUUGUUGAUCCUAAUGGAUCAGUAACGUUUGGAACUACACCAAUCCUUCAUAUGUGUGUAUACAAAGGACAGAUGUACCAACAGGGUCAGAAAUGGCAGGAUGGUUGUGAUUAUUUCUGCGAAUGUGUCAAUUCCACCACUGGAAAGUACCAGUGCACAGAAAGAUGCCCCAACUCGAACCAGAUCCCAUUGACCUGUCAACUCAAGUAUAACCCAGAUGACCCCUGUUGUCCUUUGCCUGACUGCCCGUCCAUCAUAUCCCCCAGUCCUGGAUCCAAUGUGGCACCCACUGUUCACCCUCCACCAAUACCAGCUUUCUGUGUGUACAAUGGAGUCCCAUACAGGCAGGGACAAAGCUGGGAUGUUGACUGUGAGAAGAUCUGCAGAUGUGAUGAUGCAAGGAAUAGUCUGAUCAACUGUGAUGAAAGAUGUCCAAGCUACCCACCACCCAAACCAGGAUGUCGACUAGUGACGGAUCCUAGUGACCAGUGCUGUCAGUCGCAGAUCUGUAUCGACAUAAACUCCACUAACCCCUUCACGGUUGUUUCAGGGAGCAAGGGAACCUUCACAGGGAUGCCAAAACAACCAGUUUCUGGACAACCAAGCAUUUCUCAGAUUUAUGGUACCAUGAUGUGUGUAUAUCGUGGUAAAGCUUACUCACAAGGACAGAAAUGGGACGACGGAUGCCAGUUCCAGUGUGAAUGUAUUGACCAGCAGGCUGGAAGAUACAAAUGUACCGAAAGGUGUACUAGACACCCACAGGUUCCUUCCUACUGCACCUUGACUCAGGAUCCAAACGAUGCAUGUUGCCAGUCUGUGUACUGUCCUAUCCAACCAACAGCUGCCCCUAUAAGGCCCGGAGAGGUCACCCAUGGCGUGACCAAUCACUUCAAGCUACCACCUCCUCUUGCAAUCUGCGUGUACAACAGACAAGCCUACAGACAGGACCAGGAAUGGUUUGAUGGUUGUGACAAGAAGUGUGUCUGUGUGAAUGCCAAGACGGGCUACUACCGAUGUCAGCAGAGAUGCAAUGUUUACACGCAUGUAUCAUCUGGUUGUAUGCUGGUUCCCGAUCCCAGUGAUCCAACAUGCUGUAAAGCUCCCAGUUGUCCUGUUGUUCAACCAGGAGCUCCCCCAAUCACUGGUUUAAUUAAACCAUUACAAACAGAAAAAGGAACCAUCACAGGAAAUGCCACACCACCACCUGAACCUGUAACAAUAAAUGUCAAUGGCAACCCUCAUACAGGUACUAAUGGAAACAACGUCACUCCCAAUCCAAGAAGAGGAUGCUUCUUCAAGGACACGAUUUACAGGAGAGGAGAUAAGUGGCAAGAUGGCUGUGAAUACACCUGUGAAUGUAUGGACGAUAUGAAUGGUCUCUACAAAUGUACCGAGAGAUGCCAGAAAUUUCCUAACCUGCCUUACUACUGUGUGCUUGUACAAGACCAGAGUGAUCAUUGCUGUGGUAUCCCAUACUGCGGAAACCCUAACAACACAGCACCACUGGGUAACAUUCCUACACAGUUCCAGAUCAUGUCUCAGACUACUCCCACAUACAUCAACCCCAACCAACCCAGACCCUUCAGCGGUACCAAGCCAUCCACUCAAACAAAUGGUUAUUGUAUGUAUAAGGGUGUGUACUACAGACAAGGACAAACCUGGUCAGAUGGAUGUGACAAGAUCUGCACUUGUGAUGAUGUUAUAAACAAUCUCUUCAGCUGCCGGACUAGAUGUCCACAGUUUAACCACAUCCCUGACACCUGCCAUUUGGUUGCUGAUCAGAAUGAUCCUUGCUGUCUGGUCCCAGACUGUAACACUAGUCCUUCUCACCCAUUUGGAUACUCGGGCUCCACUACACCUCGGCCUGUAUACUACUUAACCCCAGUCAUUAAUCCAGGCUUCAGUGGCCAGAGCAAUGUUGGACCCAACAAUCCACUCAGCACUCUCAUUAAUGGCACAACUGGUGCUUGUGUGUACAAGGGGAAAAUAUACCAGCAGAAUCAGAAAUGGCAAGAUGGCUGCAAGCUCACAUGUCAGUGCUUAGAUGCGCUGAGAGGACAGUACAAAUGUAUUUAUACAUGUCCUCAAUAUUACAACUUGCCAUGGUAUUGUACCUAUGAACAGGAUCCGAAUAACACCUGCUGUCAAAGAGUACGGUGUGAUGAGAGCGAGCCUAACACUACACAAACAACCGUUACCAUUCCACCAUUAAAUGUCACUACCACACAGGAAACCACAAUACCUUCAGAUAUGUGCCGCUAUACUGACAACACAGUACAUGUGCAAGGGGCUACAUGGGAUGAUGGUUGUAACUAUAGAUGUAUCUGUAUUGAUGCGAAGAUAAACUACUACAGAUGCAGUGCUAGAUGUCGGGUGUAUUCGGGUCUCCCGUCCUACUGCACCCUCGCAACGGACCCUGCUGACAUCUGUUGCAAAAUUCCAAAGUGCAAUAGCGGAACGAUCACCCUCCAACCAGUGUAUACCAACAUGUCUGGAUCCUCCACUCCACCACCUAAUGCCUUAAACGUCGUUCCAAUUGGAUCUCAUAACACCAUUUAUGGCUCACAUGAGGUCAGGCCAGGUGCAGUCAACCCUUUCAUCUCAGCUGGAGGGUAUCAUGCUUGUAUCUACAAGGGAUCAGUAUACAAACAAGGUGAUUCAUGGCAGGAUGGUUGUAACUAUGUAUGUACUUGUGACAAUGCCCAAAACGGGGAAUACAAAUGUGUAUCCAGAUGUCCAAUUUAUCCAUCCACCCUCCCAACCUACUGUAUACAGGUAGCAAUCCCAGGACAAUGCUGUCCUAAGCUUAGUUGUGACAUCCCUGGAACCAAUGGCUCCUAUGUACCACAAUCUGAAGUGCGGAUUACCCCAGCUCCCACCAACCCUGGAGGAUUGGUAGUCACGCCUGCAGAAGGAAACCUUCACGUACAGGGAUCAUAUACCAUAGCAACCAAUGCCCCACAUACUAUGACCACAGCGUUUCCUGGUCAGGGCUUCCCCAUAUCUCAGAGUCAGAUAGCAAGUGUUAGAGCUCAGUGUAUUUUCCCGACGAAAAAUGGCCAGCAAUAUGCGAUUUACAAUGAAGGAGAACAGUGGAGUGAUGGCUGUGACUACACCUGUACCUGUAAGGACGGUGCCUCUGGUUACUAUGAGUGUAUCUCAUCAUGUCCCACCUACAACAACUUGGAAUCUAGUCGUUGCUAUAUGGUCCGUAUAGACGGCAAGUGUUGCUCAGAACCACGUUGUAUGCUCGCCAAUGGACAGGUUGUAGACCCCAUGAAAGUUCAGACAUCAUUCCCUAUUGUACCUUCCUUCAGUGGAGGUUACGUCAACUUCAGACCUGAUAAAAACUAUACUGCACUUGAAACUGGAGGUGUUGUGGUCAGAAACGUCUGUAUCUACAAGGGACGGCAGUACCAUCAGGGUCAGCUUUGGAACGAUGGAUGCGACUUUGACUGCAGAUGUGAUGAUGCAUCCACUGGACAGUUCUCUUGCACACCUCGAUGCCCCGUUUACACGGAGAUGCCCUCUUUCUGCUCACUGGACACUAUAGCUGGAGAAUGCUGCAAGAAAUUAAACUGUCCUCAUGUAGUUCCCAGUGGCAUCACCACAACCCUCAAACCCAUGAAGCCAUCAUGCGACUGGUGUAAAGACACCCUGUCAACCUGCGAGUCUUACGGACAUCAAGCCUGUGUUGACCCAUAUAUUCCAUGGGCCAAGAGAAACUGUGCCAACUAUUGCAACUUGUGCCAAUACGAUUGUACCCAUCCCCCUCCUAUUAUCACCACAUCACUACCGGAUAGCCAGUGUCACAAUGAAUUGGAUAACUGUGAGGAUUAUGGCAAGGACUCCUGUACAGGAAUAUUUAAACCAUGGGCAAGGAAAAACUGCCAAGCCUUCUGUGGCUAUUGUAAUGACACAGCACUACCGAAUUCUACUUGUCGUGAUGUGUCCCCAGUGUGUUCUCAGAUGGACUCAAAUAUAUGCACGUCGAUUGUUUACAAAGCAUGGGCUCAGACAAACUGCAUGAAGACCUGUAAUCAUCUGUGUUCACAACAAUCCAAGAGCUGUCGCUACACGGAUGGUGUUACACAUGAACAUGGGUCUUGGUGGCAAGAUGGCUGCAGUGCUGAUGCUAAGAACUGUACCUGUAACAAUGGCAUUGUCAAGUGCUUAAAAUUGUGCCACUCAAUCGAAAACCUACCAAGUGGUUGGCAGGUUGAACGCGUGACUGGGAAAUGCUGUCCUAUAGUUAAACCGCCAAAACGCAAUGCUUGUCAUUACAAUGGUACAUCAUAUGAACAAGACCAAUCGUGGAGGGAUGGAUGCCGAUUGAGCUGUAAAUGCACAAAUGCACAGCUCGGAAUGUACCAAUGCAAUGAAUUGUGCCCACAACUAAAUUUGCCCGACGUGUGUCACUGGGAGAAACGCCCGAACAAGUGUUGCAGAAAACCGAUUUGCCCAGAUGUCAUUGUCAUCCAAGGAUAUCCUGAUGUGUAGGCAUCAACAUUGACAUUUAAUUGUGGAAAUUCCAGUUUUAUACAAAUAAAUCCUCUUUGU
This is a messenger RNA of Ostrea edulis (European flat oyster), 11856 nucleotides long. RefSeq lists its product as uncharacterized. NCBI's taxonomy places the organism in Eukaryota, Metazoa, Mollusca, Bivalvia, Ostreida, Ostreidae. Gene Ontology annotation, molecular function: protein binding. The record is from RefSeq and is a predicted model, not a curated record. Bases 1 to 11796 code for a protein of 3931 amino acids. The transcript has 74 exons.